UGUCAGAUGUUAGAAUCGUAGGAGUAAUAUCGUUGGAGUUGACAUUUUCUCAACUCUAGCAAUCCAUUCCGAUAUGUUUCGGUUUUUAUUUAUAAAAAUUACCAACUACAAUCGAAGAAGUUAGUAAGAAUUACUCUACAAUGGAAUUUGCUAGAUCCGUAUUGGGAAUGCCUCCGGAAGGAUACAGCAGUAAAGGCACAACAGUGGAAACAUUGUCUGAUGAUGAUGAAUCUUAUCCACAUGAUGUUGGUGAAUCUAUCAGCAUUCGAGCUAAUUUAUUUGGUUCCCCUUCUGGUCAGGGAUAUUCUCCUGCACCUGGUGGUCCAUUUUCAGCUCUCACUCCGUCAAUGUGGCCUCAAGAUUUAUUAGCAUCAUUUGCCCAGCCAGAAGAUGCAGCAUCAUAUCCAGAUUUUCGUUUUGAUGAAUUUGGAUUCAGGAUAGAAGAAGAAGGUGAAAUAAUUACAAUUUAAUUAUGCAUAUGUUAAAUAUAUUUAUUUAUCUUA
Messenger RNA from Centruroides sculpturatus (bark scorpion), 503 nucleotides. RefSeq lists its product as uncharacterized. Bases 141 to 470 code for a protein of 109 amino acids. Lineage: Eukaryota; Metazoa; Arthropoda; Arachnida; Scorpiones; Buthidae. The record is from RefSeq and is a predicted model, not a curated record. The transcript is spliced from 3 exons.